This is a messenger RNA of Brugia pahangi, 780 nucleotides long. NCBI's taxonomy places the organism in Eukaryota, Metazoa, Nematoda, Chromadorea, Rhabditida, Onchocercidae. The record is from the annotation of a GenBank genome assembly.
AUGAAAUUUACAUUUAUAAUUACACUUACAUUUUCAUUACCAUCCAUUAUUUUUGCGUGCUAUGCAAAUGGAAUAUGCGGCGGCGGAAUGGCGUACUGUCAACCGGUACAAAUGGCGCAAUCAGUAAUUUGCAAUUGUCCGCCGUCAUAUGAUUGCGGACAGUACGGCUGUUAUAAGUUGCGUGCACGUGCGUCAAAAAAUUUAAUGUUAUCAAUGCUUGAUAAUGAUAAUCAAUGGUCAAAAAGACCACAAUCAAUGUUAGAGAGUAAAAUGCAUGACUCAUCGCCAUUACUCAUACCAUUUAAUCAAUUUAAAUAUAGAAAUAGUAAACCAUUAAGAGCAUUAGAUGAGCGACGUAUGCUUGCAAUGGCAUCGCCAACAGCUGCUGAAUUACCAAUUAAAGGACGAACAUUUCAGGAUCCAAAUGAAGCAUUUUUGGAGUGUUGCAUGGAUCGAAAAUUGCCAGAUGCUUGUCUUAAUAAAUGCAAUUUUAAUUAUUACAAUCAACAAUCUUUAAUGUUAAUGUAUUUGCAUCAAGAUUCAUGUCCAAUAAAAGCAAUGAGAGAGAUGCAAUUUUGCGCUGCGCAAGGUCGUGAUCAUCGACCAUGCUGCUUGCGGAACGGUAUAACGACAACAUUAGCUGGCGCAAAAUGUCUCACAUUCUGUGAUCAAAGGCCUGGUCAAAUAACACAAUUGGAUAUAUCAUUUCUUCCAUGCUUCGAUCGUUUUGAAAAUAUGAAAUCAUGUUUUUGGCAUGAUCUCAUCCGAUACUUUCGGUGA